GCAACCACAACACCACACCCACACACACGUACAUACACGGCCACACCCCCUUCGCACGGCAGCAGGACAGGCCCGGGCAUACUCUUGCAUCUGACAGGCCCAAGGCACCGCGUCUAGCUUCUUUGACACCUCGCUGUCAUCUCGGAAUAGCUCGGCACAUCCGCCGGAAUAUUUUUGCUUGCCAAGGCCUUUUAAAGUGCUCAGCUCAUCCUCUUAUAACACUUCUUGUUUAGCACGACGCAAAUCAUCCACUUCUGCAUCGCCUGAAAGAAAGUAAAAGCGUUGGGUCCAAGAAGCAGUGCCCAUCAUGGACGACAUGGAGAAGAAAAUACAAGAUGUUUAUCGGAAAAUUCAGCGGGAGAAUACGUUGAUUGAAGGUUCGAUCCGCAUGCGACAAGGCACGUCCAAUCCGUCCGUUCAACAAGCGCUCGAUACAAAGAUCCGAGAGGGACAAAAGAAUAUCAGCUAUUUGCAAGAGUCGCUGAGCAAGUUGCAGAUGUCUCAAUCGAGUGCGCCUCCGCUGCCGCCAAAGAACGACCCAAGCAGUGCACACGAUAUGGCACGCUUGUCAACUUUACCUACGCCACGGGCUCCGUACUCUCAGCAGCCUGGGCCAGGUAUUCCCAAGACGCGCAACUACACAAAGCUGGAUCUCAUCAAAGCAGACACGCCGCACACGCCGGCCAAAAUUUCGUUGAUGCUGCAGCAAUUGGAAUUCAAGUUGACGGUCGAGCGCCAAUACAAAGAAGGUAUUGAAAAGAUGCUUCAGCUCUAUGAAAUUGAAGGAGAGCGCAGAGCAAAGUCUGAUGCAAAGGCGAAGCAGGUUGAAUCACAACAAAAGCUGCAGCUACUCAAAACGGCACUGAAAAGAUAUGAGGCCCUACAUGUCGACAUUGACGAAGAACCCACUGGCGAUGAUGACUCAAUGAGUGCACCGAACCAGCGGAAACCUCUCUCAGGUCAGCUCAAGAUCGGCAUCAAGGCCGUUCGCGAGGCCGACCAUGCUACUACCACACGUUUUGGUCGAAGCCCAGAGACAUUUGUGGUUGUGAAGGUUGAGGAUAUUGUGCUCGCCAAGACUGCAAAGGUCCGAACAGAUAAGUGGAGUGAAGAGUUCAAUUUGCAGGUUGACAAGGCCAAUGAAGUGGAAAUCACCGUCUACGACAAGGCUGGCGACACUCCGCUGCCCAUUGGACUGCUUUGGAUCCGAUUGUCUGAUAUUGUAGACGAGUUGCGAAGGAAGAGAAUUGAGCAGGAGAUUCAAGCGAGUGGCGGCGAAUGGGUCUCUGCCGAUGGCCUGCAACAAGGCUCUUACCAAUAUCCUGGCUCAACUGCGCCGACCAUGCCUGGUCGCACAAACACUGCGAAUCGCAUCACUCCGCUCGGCUCUCACCCGUCGAUUCCUUCAGCGUCCGGCACCGAAGCAUGGUUUGCUCUCGAGCCAGCUGGCCAGAUUCAGCUGAGCUUGGACUUCAUCAAGGAUACGACCGGCAAGUCGCCUGCGCUUGGCGGCCGAGGUGGUCUCCGUCGACAAGCUGCUAUUCGUCAGCGCAAGGAGGAAGUGCAUGAGAUGUAUGGCCACAAGUUUGUGCAGCAGCAAUUCUACCAAAUAAUGCGGUGUGCUCUUUGCGCCGAGUUUCUGAAGAAUGCAACGGGCUAUCAAUGUGCAGACUGCAAAUACACUUGUCACAAGAAGUGUUAUCCCCGUGUCGUCACCAAGUGCAUCUCAAAAAGUAAUGCAGAGACUGAUCCAGAUGAAGCAAAGCUCAAUCACCGAAUCCCGCACCGCUUUGAACCACUCACUAACAUUUCUGCCAAUUGGUGCUGUCAUUGCGGCUACUUGCUUCCACUGGGCAAGAAGAAUGCACGCAAGUGCAGUGAGUGCAACCUCACUUGCCAUACGCAAUGCUCGCAUCUUGUGCCAGACUUUUGUGGCAUGUCUAUGGAGAUGGCAAACCAGAUUCUUGCCACGAUCAAGCAAUCUACCAAUGCAAUCCUGUCCAGGCCACCAAAGGAGAAGUUUUCAAUGACAGACAACAUGAAUGGCGGUUUGAGUGGUCGCCCACCGCAGUCUCAUCAGCAACGGCCGGUUCGCAAGCAAGUGGUGAGCGAGCAAUCCUACACGGGAAGUACGCAAGACUCUGAGUUUGGACGUCCACAAAGCGCUGGACGACCUCAGCAGCUACGGCUAGACUCGAAUGCAGCGGCAGCAGCAGCCAUCAACCGCACAGGAUCCUAUGCUUCGUCCUCGCGGCAGUCUCCUGGCAGUUCACCAAUUACCGAACGUCCAUCACCGCAGAGUCGCCCUUCUGCAGGACCUCGCACAACAAGUGCUGCUGCAGCUGCAGCAGCUGCUGCGUCCAAGGCACUUUCUGGCGCGACGGGCAGUCAAUCGCAGCGAUAUCCACCUUCACCUUCGCAGCGCACCAGCUACCAGGAUCUCCGCCAGCAGCGUCCUUCACAAUCGACUGCAAGUGAAAGCAAUCUGGUGCUGCCCAACGUGCCACUCGUCUCGCCCCUUUUGUCCACCAAUGAUCGCAGGGAUCCCAUUGCACAACAAUUGCAGUCCCCAGCACAACCCGGAAAUCGUCAACAGGCUGCACCACAACAGCAAGUUACGUCGCCGCAGCAGGGCCAACCUACCUCUCAACGGCCACGUCGUGUGGGCCUUGCCGACUUCAACUUUAUUGCUGUGCUUGGCAAGGGCAACUUUGGAAAAGUCAUGCUUGCAGAGUACAAGGCUACCAAGAAGUUGUAUGCCAUCAAAGUGCUCAAGAAGGAUUUCAUUAUCGAGAAUGAUGAAGUAGAGAGUACGCGCUCGGAGAAAAGAGUAUUCUUGGUUGCCAACAAGGAGCGACAUCCCUUCCUCAUCAACCUCCAUUCUUGUUUCCAGACAGAGACUCGCGUCUACUUUGUCAUGGACUACGUGUCUGGAGGAGAUCUCAUGCUGCACAUCCAAAAGGAGCAAUUUGGCCGUCAGCGUGCUCGCUUCUAUGCUGCUGAAGUGUGUCUUGCUCUCAAAUACUUCCACGAGAACGGUAUCAUCUACCGCGACCUGAAGCUCGAUAACAUCUUGCUCGGAACGGAUGGUCAUAUCAAGGUAGCCGACUAUGGUCUCUGCAAGGAAGAGAUGUGGGCUGGUCAGACCACCACGACCUUCUGUGGUACGCCUGAGUUCAUGGCACCGGAGAUUCUAGCUGAGCAACGCUAUGGUCGCGCAGUCGACUGGUGGGCUUUCGGUGUGCUCAUCUACCAGAUGCUGCUGGGCCAGUCUCCCUUCAGGGGCGAGGACGAGGAUGAGAUCUUCGACGCCAUUCUCUCUGAUGAGCCCCUCUAUCCCAUUCACAUGCCAAAGGACUCGGUCGACAUUCUUCGCAAGCUCCUUAUUCGCGAGCCGGAGAAGCGUCUUGGCUGUGGACCAACCGAUGCUCUAGAAGUCAUGAAUCAUCCAUUCUUUGCUGAUAUUGACUGGGAUGCCAUCUACCACAAGCGUGUCAAGCCUACUUACGUUCCUACCCUUCGCGACGCGACUGAUACCUCCAACUUUGAUGAAGAGUUCACCAAGGAACAGCCCAAAUUGACCCCAAUCAAAAACAGUGGUUUGUUGACGGCUCAGAUGCAGGAGCAAUUUAGAGGAUUCUCCUGUACAUGCGACUGAGUCGUUCAACAGGUCGCGUAGCCCAUCUUUAGCUACGUACAGUCAAUCAUAAGCUAGAUUUUUGUUCAUAGCAUCACCCGCGGUAGUCUCUUGUACGUUCGAAAAUUGCAAUAUUUGAGCUUGAG
This is a messenger RNA of Protomyces lactucae-debilis, 3783 nucleotides long. RefSeq lists its product as uncharacterized. The transcript has 4 exons. Lineage: Eukaryota; Fungi; Ascomycota; Taphrinomycetes; Taphrinales; Protomycetaceae. Gene Ontology annotation, molecular function: ATP binding; diacylglycerol-dependent serine/threonine kinase activity. The record is from RefSeq and is a predicted model, not a curated record. The coding region runs from base 308 to 3658 and encodes 1116 amino acids. Gene Ontology annotation, biological process: fungal-type cell wall biogenesis; protein phosphorylation; signal transduction.